Prunus mume (Japanese apricot) is the source of this 1182-nucleotide messenger RNA. RefSeq names its product putative glycosyltransferase At5g11130. Gene Ontology annotation, molecular function: glycosyltransferase activity. Lineage: Eukaryota; Viridiplantae; Streptophyta; Magnoliopsida; Rosales; Rosaceae. The record is from RefSeq and is a predicted model, not a curated record.
AUGCAAGUGAGGAAGAACGUUAACCAAUUUGAGAAAAUGGAAGAUGGGUUGACUAGAGCAAGAGCUGCAAUACGAGAAGCCGCUCGAUCAAGAAGCUACACAUCGUACAAAGAGGAGGCUUUUGUUCCCAGAGGAUCGGUUUACAUCAACCCUUAUUCCUUUCAUCAGAGCCACAUAGAGAUGGAGAAGAGAUUUCGAAUUUGGACAUACAAAGAAGGAGAGCCACCACUCUUCCAAGAGGGGCCAAUGAACGACAUUUACUCCAUUGAAGGACAAUUCAUGGACGAGUUGAGCGGAGAGAGCCCAUUUUCUGCAAAAGACCCCGAUGAGGCCCUCGCAUUCUUUCUUCCCGUCAGUGUCGUCAACAUUGUGAGAUAUGUCUACAGGCCUUACACCACCUACUCUCGCGUCCGGCUUCAGAACGUUAUUGAGGACUUCAUUGGCAUCGUAUCGAAGAGAUACCCUUAUUGGAAGAGAAGCAACGGGGCUGACCAUUUUUUGGUUUCUUGUCAUGAUUGGGCACCUGAUAUUUCAGCUGGCCACCCAGAGCUUUUCAAGAACUUCAUUAGAGUACUCUGCAAUGCCAACUCUUCAGAAGGUUUCCGGCCUGUCCGAGACGUCUCCCUGCCCGAAAUCAAUAUCCCUUUCGGAGACUUAGGCCCUCCCCUCCUCACCCAUCCCCCUAGAAACCGUUCAAUAUUUGCUUUCUUCGCAGGCGGCGAUCACGGGAAUGUAAGAAAGCUGCUAUUCAAGCAUUGGAAAAACAAAGACACGGAAAUCCAAGUCUAUGAUUACCUUCCCAAAACCCUAAACUACACACAGCUAAUGGCGGAAAGCAAGUUUUGCAUGUGCCCUAGUGGGUGGGAAGUUGCGAGCCCUAGAGUGGUUGAGGCCAUAUACGCAGGCUGUGUCCCAGUGAUCAUUUCUGACUCUUAUGUGCUGCCAUUUAGUGAUGUGCUUGACUGGUCUAAGUUUUCUGUUCACGUGCCGGUGGCAAGGAUACGGGAGCUGAAGGCAAUUCUGCAAACAGUGUCUGUGCAUGAGUAUUUGAGAAAGCAAAAGAGGGUCAUGCAAGUACAGCGCCAUUUUGUGCUCAAUAGGCCUGCCAAGCCUUUCGAUUUGUUGCAUAUGGUGAUGCACUCAGUUUGGCUCAGGAGGCUUAAUGUGAGGUUGCUGAGGUGA